Gongylonema pulchrum is the source of this 1710-nucleotide messenger RNA. The record is from the annotation of a GenBank genome assembly. NCBI's taxonomy places the organism in Eukaryota, Metazoa, Nematoda, Chromadorea, Rhabditida, Gongylonematidae.
AUGAUCAUUCGACAGUAUAAAAUUUACUACCACGUACGUCAUCAGUUGAUUCAAGCAAUCCUGAACGCUGCGCAACGAUUGAUGGUGACACAGAGUAACCUGGAAAAUCGUCGCUUAACAAUUGAUGUCUGUGAAAUGCUAAUCAAAUGGGAGCAAUGGCGACUGAAGCAGAUCGGGGAUUGGGAUGAUGGAAGUAGUACGAUUAGUCCAGCUUCGUCAAGAGCAGAAAGAUCAGAGGAAGGUUCUUUCUCCAGACAACGGCAGCAGCAACAGCAGCAGUACGAGUCGCAGCCACAGCAGCAGCAACAGCAACACGAACUACAACCACAGCAGCAGCAGCAGCAACAACAACAACAACAGCAGCAGCAGCAACAACAACAGCAGCAACAACAACAACAACAACAGCAACAACAACAACAACAGCAGGCUUCAUCUUCUGCAGUGUCGCAGCCGCUAUUGCAUCGACCAAUCGACAAAAUUCACGUGGAUUUUGCUGCCAAUUUGCUACUGAAAAUUGCUGUUUCAUUGCCAGAUACGAGUCAGUCUGGAAGUCAGCACUCGAUUCUGUUGGAGCAAUACAGCAAACGAUGUUUGGGUCUUCUACGCGCAGCUCUGAAGAGUAAUGUCUGGGGACUUACUGCCUCAUUCAAACUUACUUGGUUGGAGAAACAGCUAAUGACAGCAUCAGAAGUAUUAACUCAGCAAUUCCGUGAACAGUCAUCAAUUUCACAUCAAUUGUCGCAGUUACAAACUUCACUGGAAGUGAUUUCACAUCUUGUUACAAUUCUGCCACAAGAACAAGUUGUUCCGAAUGUGAAAAUGCUACAGCGUGGAAUUGUUGCCUGCCUGAAUUGCCAGCAAAAUCAGAUAAUGCGAAGUUUAUAUCAGCUUAUCGCGAAACUGUUCGAAAGAACGAAAAAUUCUCCGGAAGGCUUGGAUGAACUGGAGACAAUCAAUCAAUUUGUAACAAAAUUUAUCAACGAUACGUUCAUAAAUUAUGAAAAAAGCACAACUCAUCCAAUGAAUGGCGUAUUUGGAGCAAUUCAUUUACUUCGAGCAAUUCAUUUACUUCGAGGUAUCUGUAACAUACAACCGGCUUAUGUAGAUACGAUGUGUUUGAAUUCGUUCAUCAAAGCUCUCCAGAAACUCGUACGUGAACAUAUCUCCAUAACAACCGAAAGCAAAGUUGAAAGUGAAGACGAGGAAGGUUUUGACUUUUUUGCUUCAUUCGAUUUUUUCGAUGGCAUCGACGAUGGCAUCGAAGUAGGUGAUCCGUAUUUCGACACGUCAGGGCAUGCAGUGACCGAACUCAUAAUCUAUUCGCUGGAACUACUUCGACCACGUAUUCAUGCAAUUGCACCGGAAGUUCGACUUAAUUUCGGGCAAAAUGUUCUCACUCCACUGAUUGAUAAAACUCAAUCGGACCGAAUACUCGAAGUUGUCGUUCGAAUUGUCGAUAUUAUGAUGCGAACCAGUGAAGAGAAUCAUUUGAAUCAAGGAAUGCCGUUGUUGAUACGACUAGUACAAUCAAUAGAUACAAGAAAAGCAAUUGAAAAAAGCACGGAUUUGUUACAGUCAUUGCUGCACUCAGUAAUUUACGUUUUUGAGUCGCCAACUCUUCGAGCCACUGAAGAAGCCGGAAAGCUUACCGGCGCCUUUCACUGGGGACUUUGCCUACAGGUAUUUUUGAUGUUUGUUGAAUUCAAAUAG